AUGUUCGCUUUCAAGACAGCAGCAAACAAGGUCGCCCUUCCCGCCACUCGUGUCGCUUCUCGCAGAUGCAUCUCUUCUUCUGCUACCAAGUCUGCUUUGAUGUCUACUCGUAUGGCUCUUAACGCUGGUAACAAGUUUACCUCUAACCUCCUUAAGGAAGCUUAUGUCUCAUCUGCUCCUUCUCGUUUGAUGUUCUUUGGCCGUCGCGGUAUGGCUACUGAAGCUGGUGGCAAGUUCAGCCGUUCCAAGCCCCAUGUCAACAUUGGUACCAUUGGUCAUGUCGAUCACGGUAAAACCACUUUGACCGCUGCCAUCACCAAGACUUUGGCUAUUGACGGUGGUGCUCAAUUCAUGGACUACAACCAAAUUGACAAGGCUCCUGAGGAGAAGGCUCGUGGUAUCACCAUCUCCACUGCUCACGUUGAAUAUGAAACUGGCAACCGUCAUUAUGCUCACGUCGAUUGUCCUGGUCACGCUGAUUACAUCAAGAACAUGAUUACUGGUGCUGCUCAAAUGGACGGUGCUAUCAUCGUCGUCUCUGCCACUGAUGGUCAAAUGCCUCAAACCCGUGAACAUUUGUUGUUGGCCCGUCAAGUCGGUGUCCAAAAUUUGGUUGUCUUUAUCAACAAGGUUGAUCAAGUUGACGAUCCUGAAAUGCUCGAACUUGUCGAGAUGGAGAUGCGUGAUCUUUUGGCUGAAUACGGUUUUGAUGGUGAGGCUACUCCCAUCAUCAAGGGUUCCGCUCUUGCUGCCCUUGAAGGCCGUGAUCCCGAGAUUGGUGAGAAGCCCAUCCACGAAUUGAUGGCUGCUGUUGAUGCUCACAUUCCUACUCCUACCCGUGAUUUGGAUAAGCCCUUCUUGAUGCCUAUUGAAGAUGUCUUCUCCAUCUCUGGCCGUGGUACUGUUGCUACUGGUCGUGUUGAGCGUGGUGUUGUUACCAAGGGUCAAGAAGUCGAAAUUGUCGGUAUGGGUCCUACCAUCAAGACCACUUUGACCGGUAUUGAAAUGUUCCGUAAGGAAUUGGAUCGUGGUGAGGCUGGUGAUAACAUGGGUGCUCUUUUGCGUGGUAUUAAGCGUGAGCAAAUCCGUCGUGGCCAAGUUAUGUGUGCUCCUGGCUCUGUUAAAUCUCACAAGAAGUUCAUGGGUACCUGCUAUAUCUUGACCAAGGAAGAAGGUGGUCGUCAUACUCCUUUUGCCAACAACUACCGCCCUCAAAUGUUUGUCCGUACUACUGAUGUCACCGUCUCUCUUACAUUCCCUGAAGGCACUGAAGAUGCCGAUGAUAAGUUUGUCAUGCCCGGUGAUAACGUCGAGAUGCAAUGUGAGCUUGUCCACGAUGUUGCUCUUGAAGAAGGUCAACGUUUCACCAUCCGUGAAGGUGGUAAGACUGUUGGUACCGGUGUUGUUACCAAGAUCAUUGAGUAA
Molecule: messenger RNA, 1425 nt
Organism: Mucor velutinosus
Lineage: Eukaryota; Fungi; Mucoromycota; Mucoromycetes; Mucorales; Mucoraceae
Exons: 5
Coding region: 1-1425 (474 amino acids)
Biological process (GO): mitochondrial translational elongation
Cellular component (GO): mitochondrion
Molecular function (GO): GTPase activity; GTP binding; translation elongation factor activity
Source: RefSeq, a predicted model, not a curated record